Penicillium salamii is the source of this 327-nucleotide messenger RNA. NCBI's taxonomy places the organism in Eukaryota, Fungi, Ascomycota, Eurotiomycetes, Eurotiales, Aspergillaceae. The record is from the annotation of a GenBank genome assembly.
AUGCCUCCAAGAACUAUACACGACACCAUGAUGCCGGAAGCGAGAGGGCUACGAUACGACGAAUGUGAAAUGGCUCUGUUUCGGGCCAAACUCUCGUAUCAUGCCACCAUUGACGAGCGACUGGCGGCCAAAAACCCAAACCUUACAUCCAUUGCCGAUGCCCAAGCUCGAAUACUCAAACUCUGGGAAAUACAAAUGCAGAAGGGAAGAGAUAUGGCAGGUCGGGACGAGAGUCGCUCUGCAAACGACGUGAGGGCAAUGGCACAAUAUGAUUGGAGGUACAAAACCCUGGAAAAUGCGGCGAUGAAGGCCACUGGGAAAUGCUAA